[Torrubiella] hemipterigena is the source of this 1254-nucleotide messenger RNA. Lineage: Eukaryota; Fungi; Ascomycota; Sordariomycetes; Hypocreales; Clavicipitaceae. The record is from the annotation of a GenBank genome assembly.
AUGAAGACUUCCGCUGUUGUCUUGGCCUUUGCAGCCACAGCCUAUGGCGCUCGCUUUCCUGUCCUUGACAAGAGAGGAGACGAUGCGUCCGUUUGCCGGACCUACCUGACCACCUAUAUGGUUCCUUGUGCUUCCAGCUCCAUUGAACCCAUUGUGGCCAACUCGACCUCUAGUGCUGCUCUAUCCAGCGCUCCUCCAUCUUCUUCCGUCCCCCUUAAGCUAGACGUGACGACCACACCUGGCUCGUCUUCGGCUCCUUCUUCCGUUGCACCCAGCAGCUCUGCCCCCGCCAGUAGUUCUGCUCCUGCUAGCAGCUCUGCCGCCCCAAGCUCCGCUGGCAAGUCCAGCUCUGCUCCCUCUACUUCUAUGCCCAAGUCUACUAGCACUCCUAUUAAGAGCUCUUCCAGCAGCAAGCUCACCGUCACUCCUACUCCCAGCUCUAAGCCAAGCAAGACUAGCUCUGCCGUGUCUUCCUCCAAGAGUGCCGACUUAGUAGAUGUUGUUGGCUUCGAAUGUGGCUGCAACUGGCUCGUCAAUGGUGAGACCCUCUACUGUGUCAACACUACCACCGGUGUCCACCAGCUGGUCAAGGACAAGAUUGUCGGCGGUGUCGGUGCUUCCAUGAACGCCCUUGCCGUUGAUCCCCAGAACGGUCUUCUUCAAACUAUUGUCACUGGCGAUACUAAGGAAAAGGGUCCUGUCUUUGGUAGCAUUGAUGGUGACGGUGUCUACUCCGUCUACGGCCCUGCUCCCGCUGCUGCUCUCGUUGGCGAGAUUGACGACAAGCCUAACUACUGGCUCAUGGACAACACCACAUGGUACCAGGUCAACUGGAACCAGAACGACGCUGAUGGCUAUGCUACGACUAGAGCUUCUGGUAGCUGGAGCAGCUUCGCCUACAACGUCUAUGAUUGGGCCUUCAUCCCCGACGCCGGAGACUACCUGUGGACUGUUGCCACCAAAAAGUCCGACAACUCUGCUGCUCUUGCCCGCUUCUCUCGCACCUCGCACACCUGGGAGGUUGUCAAGAGCUAUGGCAACCUCAUUGGUGAUGACCACUUUGGUCCUGCUUGGGGCUACAUUGGCAAGACCCUCUUCACCUCGGAAAGCAAGACUGGUAACAUCUACUCCAUCACGGUUCCUGAUGGCACACCCAAGAUGCUUUCUGUCUCCAACAUCAAGACGCAGGCAUUCUUCAACGAUGGUGCCCGCUGCUGGAACAACAGCUUGUCUGACUUCCCUAUCAAUGCUUAG